GCUUUGAGCAGACUUCGGUGGUGGCGGGGGCGGCCUGCUAAGGUGUCAUGGCUGCUGCUACGGAGCUUAACAGUCAGAGCCGCGGUGACAGGAGCCUGGAGCGAAGCUGCAGCCCCAGCUUGUCCCAAGAGGUGCUCUGCGAAAUCUUCCGCUCCCUGCACACCCUGGUUGGACAGCUUAACCUCAGAGAUGAUGUGGUGAAAAUUACAAUCGAUUGGAACAAGCUCCAGAGCCUCUCGGCAUGCCAGCCUGCAUUGCUCUUUAGUGCACUUGAGCAACAUGUUUUAUUUUUACAGCCAUUUUUAGCAAAACUUCAGCCUCUGAUUAAAGAGGAAAAUGCGACUGCUGUUGAAGAGAUAGGAAAAACAGAAACAGGGAACAAGAAUGAAGCAAAUGCCAAAUUUCCCCUUGGCGACCUACAAGAGGAAGAAAAACACAAAGACUGUGAUUUAGCAGAUGUGAAAAAGACACAGAUUCAUUUUGAUCCAGAAGUAGUUCAGAUAAAGGCUGGAAAAGCAGAAAUUGACAGACGAAUAUCUGCAUUUAUUGAAAGAAAGCAAGCUGAAAUCAAUGAAAACAACGUCAGGGAAUUUUGCAAUGUUAUUGAUUGUAAUCAAGAAAAUAGUUGUGCAAGAACUGAUGCCGUUUUUACCCCUUAUCCUGGAUUUAAAAGUCAUGUAAAGGUUUCUAGAGUUGUGAAUACAUAUGGACCACAGACUAGACCUGAAGGAAUUCAAGGGUCGGGUCAUAACCCUAACAGCAUGCUUCGAGAUUGUGGUAAUCAGGCUGUAGAAGAACGACUGCAAAAUAUUGAGGCUCACUUGCGCUUGCAAACAGGUGGCCCAGUGCCAAGAGACAUUUACCAGAGAAUUAAAAAGCUUGAAGAUAAAAUCCUUGAAUUGGAAGGCAUCUCUCCUGAAUAUUUCCAGUCUGUACACUUCACAGGAAAAAGAAGAAAAGUUCAACCACCUCAACAGAACUAUUCAUUGGCAGAACUUGAUGAGAAAAUUAGUGCCCUCAAACAAGCCCUGCUCAGAAAAUCAAGAGAAGCAGAAUCCAUGGCAACUCACCACCUUCCAUGAAGAACUCCUCUCCUCCUUGUCAUUUUAUUUUUUUAUAUACAU
Tupaia belangeri chinensis (Chinese tree shrew) is the source of this 1124-nucleotide messenger RNA. RefSeq names its product MAP3K12 binding inhibitory protein 1 (gene MBIP). Bases 48 to 1082 code for a protein of 344 amino acids. The transcript has 9 exons. Lineage: Eukaryota; Metazoa; Chordata; Mammalia; Scandentia; Tupaiidae. The record is from RefSeq and is a predicted model, not a curated record.